This is a messenger RNA of Colius striatus (speckled mousebird), 754 nucleotides long. It is a transcript of the gene CISD3, whose product is annotated as CDGSH iron sulfur domain 3. The transcript has 2 exons. Gene Ontology annotation, molecular function: 2 iron, 2 sulfur cluster binding. Gene Ontology annotation, cellular component: intracellular membrane-bounded organelle. NCBI's taxonomy places the organism in Eukaryota, Metazoa, Chordata, Aves, Coliiformes, Coliidae. The record is from RefSeq and is a predicted model, not a curated record. The coding region runs from base 40 to 468 and encodes 142 amino acids.
GAGGAGCUGCGCUCGCCAAGGUGACCGCAGCGUGGGGACAUGUCGCUGCGGAGGCCCCCAGCGCUUGUGACACUGAUGAGAGCCGCGGGGGGCGGCGAGGCGGGGGCUGUCCACCGGUGCCGGCACCCCACCGGGCUUCUGCGCUUCCCUUCGGUCUCCUCCGCACACCAGAUGCGCCGGUGCUCGGCCCCACCGCAGCCGGCCAUCGCCGCCAAGGAGCCGUUCCCGGUGGAGCUGAAGGCGGGAAAGAAAUACGCCUGGUGUGCCUGCGGCCACAGCAAGAAACAGCCCUUCUGCGACGGCGCCCACAAGAAGUCAGCCCCGGGGAUAUCCCCACUGCGCUUCACCGCCGAGGAGGACAGGACAGCCUGGCUGUGUGGGUGCAAACGCACCCGCAGCCCCCCGUACUGCGAUGGCACCCACAAGGAAGAGGCUGUGCAGAGCGCCCAGAUCACCACCCAGCCCUGACACCCACGGCGGCGGCGGUCACAGAGCCCACGAGAGCUCAGAACCGCAGGGACGGGGGUCCUGGAGCCCAUGGGAGUGCAGGACCACAGGGAUGAUGAAGGAGGGAGCGGAGGGAGGAGGCGAUGCUCAACUCACACCCCGAUUAAGCUGAUUUUGACACCAGCUCCAGGAAACCAGCCCGACUGCGCCAUGGGGACAGGGAUUUUGCCUUCUGCCCCACGGGGGCCUUGCCAGGGAUAGCAAAGGCUCGGCUCUGGCUGUGGAAAUAAAAGAAUCCACUGGGUAA